CUCCUCCUCCCUCCUCAAGCUUCACAAUGCCGCCGAAGGUCGCUGCCAAGGAGCCCGCCAAGGAAGUCUCGCUCGGCCCGCAGGUCGGCGAGGGCGAGCUGGUGUUCGGCGUCGCCCACAUCUUUGCCUCGUUCAACGACACCUUCGUCCACGUCACUGACCUGUCGGGCAAGGAGACCAUCUCGCGUGUCACUGGCGGCAUGAAGGUCAAGGCCGACCGCGACGAGUCGUCGCCGUACGCCGCCAUGCUUGCUGCCCAGGACUGCGCCGUGCGGUGCAAGGAGGUCGGCAUCACGGCCCUGCACAUCAAGCUGCGCGCCACCGGCGGCACCUCGACCAAGACGCCCGGCCCGGGCGCCCAGUCGGCCCUCCGCGCCCUCGCGCGUGCCGGCAUGCGCAUUGGCCGCAUCGAGGACGUGACGCCCGUGCCGACGGACAGCACGCGCCGCAAGGGCGGUCGCCGUGGUCGUCGUCUGUGAUUUGGCGUACUACCGCCAAGCCACAGAACAGAAGCAGCGUCCAGCCUCCGUCACACCCCUUCCUCGCGAGUGCGCACCCACUGUGUUGCGAUCAUCCUCUACCCAAAAUUACAUCCUCGCCGGACGAGUUGGCUCUACUCUCUGCACCAGAGACGACCCCAGAUUCUCCACCCACACCCACUUCGCACACUCGCACCCCCAGGCUGCCCACGUCGUUGCUUCGCCAUCACUCGCACAGCUGUUGCUCCUUUCGCAGCACUUGCAAUCCUACGCGCAUCGCACACA
Messenger RNA from Tilletiopsis washingtonensis, 764 nucleotides. RefSeq lists its product as hypothetical. The record is from RefSeq and is a predicted model, not a curated record. Lineage: Eukaryota; Fungi; Basidiomycota; Exobasidiomycetes; Entylomatales. Gene Ontology annotation, molecular function: mRNA 5'-UTR binding; structural constituent of ribosome; small ribosomal subunit rRNA binding. Bases 27 to 479 code for a protein of 150 amino acids. The transcript is spliced from 3 exons. Gene Ontology annotation, biological process: ribosomal small subunit assembly; maturation of SSU-rRNA from tricistronic rRNA transcript (SSU-rRNA, 5.8S rRNA, LSU-rRNA); translation. Gene Ontology annotation, cellular component: ribosome; cytosolic small ribosomal subunit.